This is a messenger RNA of Cladocopium goreaui, 972 nucleotides long. The record is from the annotation of a GenBank genome assembly. Lineage: Eukaryota; Dinophyceae; Suessiales; Symbiodiniaceae.
AUGGGCAAGGAGACCACGUGGUCCAUCUCCCAGGUGCGUUGCCCGGAGGAAGGCUGUCCACCGGUGGAGACCGUGAUCACUGACCUGGGCGUCAAGGCUCCCAGGCCAGGCGCAGGUGUUUACAAAGUUUUCAAGGCCUUUGCCGACGUCACAAAGGAAGACGUUGAAGCGGCACUGCUGGGGACAGCCAGCGUAGGCCAUCGGCCCAUGACGAUUUGGAUUGGCAUCUUCAGUGCAGUGCUUGGACUGCAAGGAGCCAUUGCAUGCGAUUGCACCUGGACGAACAAUGGGCAAUAUUGUAGCAACGAUGGUAGCUACUGUUGGCGCGUGUGCUGCCCCAACAGCUGCGAUGGUGGGGGUUGGACCGUCGCGUAUUCCGCCAACCAUUGUCAGCGUCAUGGCAACGUGCGACAGAUCUCAUGCACUGGCGCCAGUUCAAGCCUGUGUGGCACCCGCUUGAGUUCAUCGCACUUCGUGAGCAGAGGCUACCACUCCAUCCGUUUGAAGGCAGCUGGAGGCCCUGGAGUGGUGUCCACCUUUUAUCUCUCCAACAACGGGGGUUUGUACGACAAGACCAAGACCCAUCCCUGGGUGGAGUUGGACUUCGAAAUCAUGGGGAACACCGCAGGUGGCCAUUCCCGCAUUUGGACCAACAUGUUUACAGACAUCGCUGUGGAGCACAAUGACUGGAUCACGGUUCCCUUUGAUGUGACGGCCGCAGUUCAUGAGUAUGGGUUCGAGCUGUCCGACAACUUCAUUGCAUUCAAAGUGGACGGCAUCGCAUAUCGAACUGUGGACAUUCGAAAUCACCAGGACGUGAAGUCAGCCAUUUGGUCCUCCAGCUUGCAGCAAUUCAUCUCUGUUUGGGGCAAGUCGUCUUCCGACCCUGGCGAGGGCAUCAUGGAGUUCCGCAACGCCAUGGGGGUCCUAAAUGGCAAUCACUUCCCCGCUGUCGCGGAGUACAUUUUGUGA